GAUUUGAUGAUGAUCUUAGAAUAAGUGUGGUGGUUGCAUGUGGGAAAACAAUGAUUAUGGUGCGCUAGACAAUGCCUUUCUUGAAAGGCAAGAACACUAACAAGCUAUAGUGUGUAGCUCAUGAUUAGUAGUAUGGACUAACAUUUGAUCACAAACACAAUCUCAAUUAAUACUCUUUCUUGUUUGACACACAUUUGAAAAAAUCUCUCGAAUCUUGAUCUCUCAGUCCAAGAAGAAGAAGAAGAUGAUGAUGAGUCUGUUGUUGUUGCAAAUUUUGGUAUCCAUGAAUCCAAUGGGAGUAUCCUCAUCCCACUGCAUCACGGCGACCUCAUCUAGAACCUUCGAUCGUUGCAUGACGCUCCCGACCCAGCAAGCAUCGAUAGCGUGGACGUAUGAGCCCCACAACGCGACCCUCGACCUAGCCUUCUUCGGGAGCUUCAUCUCCCCCUCGGGGUGGGUCGGGUGGGGGAUCAACCCGACCUCCCCGGAGAUGACGGGGACGCGGGCCCUCAUCGCGUUCCCGGAUCCCAACUCGGGCCAGCUCGUCCUCCUCCCCUACAUCCUCGACCCCACCGUCAAAUUCCAAAAAAGCCCCCUCCUCUCCCGCCCCCUCGACCUCCACGUCCUCUCCUCCUCGGCCACCCUCUACGGCGGCCGCAUGGCCACCAUCCACAGCGGCGCCACCAUCCAAAUCUACGCAACCCUAAAGCUCUCACCAAACAAAACCAAGCUCCACUUCACAUGGAACCGCGGGCUCUACGUGCAAGGCUACUCCCCAACGAUCCACCCCACCGCCGUGAACGACCUCUCCUCCACCACCACCAUCGACAUCUUAUCCGGCGCCACCGCGAAGCCCCACAGCAACCUCAGAACGCUCAAGAUCAUCCACGGCGCAAUCAAUGCAAUCUCGUGGGGGUUCCUCCUCCCCCUCGGGGCCGUCUCGGCGCGCUACCUCCGGCACAUCCAGGCGGUGGGGCCCGCGUGGUUCUACGCUCACGCGGGCGUCCAGAUCGCCGCCGUGUUCCUGGGCACGGUGGGGUUCUCCAUGGGCGUGCGGCUGGGCGAGCUCUCGCCGGGGAGGGUGUACGGCCUCCACCGCAAGCUGGGCUUCGCCGCCUUCUGCCUCGGGUGGCUGCAGACUCUGGCGCUUCUGUUCAGGCCGAAGACGACGCAUAAGUUCCGGAAAUAUUGGAAAUCCUACCACCAUUUUGUGGGGUAUGCAUGUAUUGUGUUGGGCGUGGUGAACUGUUUUCAAGGAUUUGAGGUGAUGGGGGAGAGCGGGUCUUACGCGAAAUUGGGCUACUGUUUGUGUUUGGCAACGUUGAUCGGAGUUUGCAUUGCGUUGGAGGUGAACUCGUGGGUGAUUUUCUGCAGGAAGGCUAAGGAGGAGAAGAUCAAGAGAGAGGGAUUGUUUGGGAAUGUUAUUUCUGAUAAAACCAGCGGCUCCAGCCGCGGCUGAGAAUCAAUCUUUUAUUUAUGUGUUGUGGAUCGGAAACUGUAUGUAUGGUGUAUUAUUCUUUUAAUUUCUCUGCAAUACUCAUAAUUAAGUUCCUUCUCCAA
Molecule: messenger RNA, 1560 nt
Organism: Salvia miltiorrhiza (redroot sage)
Lineage: Eukaryota; Viridiplantae; Streptophyta; Magnoliopsida; Lamiales; Lamiaceae
Product: cytochrome b561 and DOMON domain-containing protein At2g04850
Exons: 2
Coding region: 245-1459 (404 amino acids)
Source: RefSeq, a predicted model, not a curated record